AAACUUAUAGUAUAAUUAUGGGGUAAGCCCUAAAAGCUUUCUUGUGCACUUAUAUAACUCUGUGAAACAAACCAAAACCAAAACCAAAACCAAUGCAAGAUAUGAGUCAUUUUCUGCAUGUAUGUUUCAUACUCUUCUCAUUUCUUGCAACAAUCUCAAAUGCUCAAAGCAAUCAAUUCAAAGGAUCUAAAAAGUAUGAGGGCUCUUCUAAUCUGUUAGAUCUUGAAUACCACAUGGGUCCUAUUCUCACUUCUCCUAUCAACCUCUAUAUCAUUUGGUAUGGCCAUUGGAACCCUAAUCACCAAUCCACCAUCAAAGACUUCUUAUAUUCCCUCUCAUCUUCAUCCUCUCCCUCUCCUUCGGUUUCUGAUUGGUGGCGCACCGUCCGUCUCUACACCGAUCAAACCGGAGCCAACAUCACUAAUAGCAUUAGUCUCGCAGGCGAGUUCAUAGACUCGGGAUACUCUCAAGGAAAGUACCUCAGCCGCUUAUCGAUCCAAUCAGUGAUUAAGAACUCGCUUAGUGUAAAGUAUCGAUCGUUACCCCUUAACUACAAAAACGGUUUGUACCUUGUGUUGACAUCAUCAGAUGUUCAAGUCCAAGAUUUUUGUAGGGCAGUGUGCGGAUUUCACUACUUUACAUUUCCAUCCAUAGUGGGUGUCACACUGCCAUAUGCAUGGGUAGGCCAUAGCGGGACACAAUGUCCCGGUGUUUGUGCCUACCCAUUUGCGUGGCCCAAAUACUCAGGCACACCAGGUGCCCACAAAGGCAUCAUGGGUGCACCAAAUGGGGAUUUAGGGACUGAUGGAAUGAUAAGUGUGAUUGCUCACGAGCUCGCAGAGGUGUCAACCAACCCGCUCGUGAAUGCUUGGUAUGCAGGGGAUGACCCAAGCGCCCCGGAUGAGAUUGCGGAUAUGUGCCUAGGGACAUACGGGUCGGGUGCGGGUGGCGGGUAUGUGGGUCAAGUUUACAAGGACAGAAUGGGAAAUGGAUAUAAUUUAAAUGGUGUGAAAGGAAGAAGGUUUCUUGUGCAAUGGGUUUGGGACCCUGUGAGAAAGAGUUGCUUUGGACCCAAUGCAAUACAUUGAUACUUGUCUUCUUUCAUAGUUUAACUUGCCAUUAAGAUAUCAUUUCAUAUGAAUUCUAGUUUUUCAUAUCAUUAAAAAAUUAUGUUUAGUAUAUAUCUGAAUCCCAAUAUUUUGUUUUUUGUUUUUAGGUGAACGAG
This is a messenger RNA of Helianthus annuus (common sunflower), 1225 nucleotides long. RefSeq names its product protein EXORDIUM-like 7. The transcript has a single exon. Bases 93 to 1088 code for a protein of 331 amino acids. NCBI's taxonomy places the organism in Eukaryota, Viridiplantae, Streptophyta, Magnoliopsida, Asterales, Asteraceae. The record is from RefSeq and is a predicted model, not a curated record.